This is a messenger RNA of Pocillopora damicornis (cauliflower coral), 3362 nucleotides long. RefSeq names its product rap guanine nucleotide exchange factor 4. The record is from RefSeq and is a predicted model, not a curated record. Gene Ontology annotation, cellular component: plasma membrane. Gene Ontology annotation, biological process: Ras protein signal transduction. Lineage: Eukaryota; Metazoa; Cnidaria; Anthozoa; Scleractinia; Pocilloporidae. Gene Ontology annotation, molecular function: guanyl-nucleotide exchange factor activity.
GUAACUUUUCGCAAUGAUCACAAUUACUUAGUCGCGAUGAUGAGAAAGCAGCUCGUUCGAAGGAGAGGAAAAUAGUUCACUAUAGAUUUUCUCGAUCAUGGUUGUGGAAUGGAUAUCUCGCUUAGCAAAGAGACCUGCGGACAGAACAGGGGAGGAUCUGGAUAUCAUUUUCGCCAGAUUUAAGAAUCUGAAGGCAUUUGAGCGUUUCAACCACGCAGUUCUUCACCAAAUUUGUUACUAUGGUUACUAUCAAGACUUGGAGGAAGGAAUCACUCUGUAUCGUCAAGGUGACAUUGGCUGUUACUGGUACGUUGUCCUCGCUGGAGCGCUUGAAGUUCGUGCAUCGAAAACCGGAAAAUAUGAGGAUGCUGAAGCCAUUUGCACUCUCGGCCCCGGAAAUUUUUUCGGCGAAUCAGUACUGGAUGACUCACCCAGACGCUCCACAGUCAUCACAAGCGAAUUUUGUGAGCUUUUGCUGAUAGAGAAGAAAUUCUUCCGUACUAUUUGGGAGCGAAACAAGCAAUUUCUAGAGGACAUUAUACCCAGUCCCUCAUCUACCCCUGUCGGAGAACAAAACAAUAAUGAGCAACUUCCUGAAAAUAAUACGGUGGAGGGUAAACCAUCCAAGACAGUGUACUCACCUGAGGCACUCAGAAAUGGUGGACUGGUCUUGCGUUUUGCAAUGCUUCGUCACCAGUCUCCAAAACUGAUCCGUGAUCGAGAACUUGAUAAACGCAAGGUGUGCAGAUGCUUCGUUGGAUCGGAAGCAGUCGAUUGGCUGACAAAAAUCAGCCCAAUGGUUCAUGGUCGUUUUCAUGCCAUCGCUAUGCUUCAGGCGCUUUUGGAAGAGGGAGUCAUUACUCAAGUGGGCCAUGGGUAUGAAUUCAAAGACCAAGGCAUUCUCUAUCGCUUUGUUAUGGACGAGAAUGAUAAUGAGAGGCCUGGAAAAGAGACAUACAGUGAGGAAGACCUGGAUGAUGUACUGCUCAUGCUCAGUAGGUCCGGAUUGGAUGCACAACUGAGAAUGGCUCUGAGAAAACCUGCUAUGGAAAGAACUCCAGACGACUUAUCUUUAAUUUACGAUGAACUCAUGCAUGUAAAGGCUCUUCAAUAUCUUUCAACCAUGGUUAAAAAAGAACUGUCGUACGCUUUUGUGUUGGAAUCCAGUUUCAAAAAGGGAACUGUGCUUUUCAGCGAAGGAGAAGAAGGGAUUUCCUGGUACAUCAUACUGAAGGGCUCAGUGAAUGUCGUGGUUCAUGGAAAGGGUGUGGUGUGCCAACUGAAUGAAGGAGACGAUUUUGGAAAACUAGCACUUGUAAAUAACGCUCUGAGGGAAACAAAUACUGUUCGUCUAAAAGAACACAGAAAAGAUGUCCUUGUCUUGGAAAAGAUUAACAUACCUAACAUGUUUGGAGAAGAUAACAGCCAAACUCACAUUCCGCAGAUUCAAAAAUAUUCCGUGAUGGCUGGUACUCCAGAGAAAAUGGUGGAAUAUCUCUUAGAAACAAGAAUGGACAACUCCAAUACAAAUAACUUCGACGAUCAUUUUUUGAACGACUUUCUGAUCGCUUUCCCAAUAUUUAUGACCACGGAGGCAUUAUGCCGCGAGUUGCUGUCCAACUACAACAGAACCAACUGUUUUAUAAUCGGACAAGACGAGACCAGAAAUAUCACUGCUGAGCACAAAAUGGCCAUCAAGAGAAGGGUUGUUCAGAUGACGCUCCGCUGGUGCUACUUGGCUGGGAAUCUAUUCUUGGAAAACCAAUGUAUUUUCAGGUUCAUUGAGGAAUUGAUGGAUUAUCUAGAGACAGAUGAGCUUUUCAAUGAGUUUAACCUCCUCAAGACAGCCAUGCGGACACUUAAAGAAAGAUACCCUACCGAUGACCUUAUCGAUGGUAAAAUUUUCGCUCCAGUGCGCCAUAGUCCACAUCGUCGAAUGGGCCUCGCUAAUAUCACAAAACUUAACCCAAGGUUACUUUCCCCCUAUAUUUUUCGAGUCUUCUGUGCCGAUCAUACAUACACUACAGUAGCUUUGCCUUAUAACGCCACAGCGCAGACCAUUAUUAACGCCGCAGAGGAGCGUGUUCUGCUAGGCGAUGACUGUAUCCUGUGCGAGGUCAAAUCUUCUGGAGAACGCGUACCUUUCAAACCAAACGAAAUAUGUGUCACAACCGGACUAAGUGUUAACGGAAGAUUGUUUAUUGCGCCACGGGAACACUUGGACUCACUGACUCCUACUCCUGAGCAGGAAGGACCGUCAACCAGUAACCUCACAUUUCUUGAGUCAGUUGGAUCCAAAGAGCUUGCGUAUUACAUCACACAGUAUGACUAUGAGCUGUUCAACGCCGUUAACAUUCAUGAAUAUAUAUUCCGCAUCUUUGGCAAAGAGAGCCACAAACAGAUCACAGCAAAUCUUGAUUUGCUUCUCAGAAGAUUCAAUGAGGUCCAGCUUUGGGUCGAAACACAGAUUCUCCUCACUCAACAUCUCAACAAGCGGGUUUAUCUGUUGAAAAAGUUCAUCAAGUUGGCCGCACACUGUAAAGAGUACAACAAUUGGUAUUCGUUUUUCGCCGUUGUUAUGGCAUUAAACAGUGUUGCAGUCAGUCGCUUGUCUCAGACAUGGGAGAAAUUACCGAGCAAGUUUCGUAAAAUAUAUGAAGAGUUUGAAGGUAUCUUGGAGCCUUCGAGAAACCAUCGAGUUUACAGGCUUUUAGCUGGAAAAAUGAAGCCACCCAUAUUGCCUUUUAUGCCUCUUCUGAUAAAAGACAUGACGUUCACUAACGUAGGAAAUAAAACGCAAUUUGAUGAUCUGGUGAACUUUGAGAAAAUGAGAAUGAUCUCUUCUACUAUUCGUCUUAUCCAGUACUGUCGCAGCGAGCCGUUCAAGGCUGAACCUCCAACUCAAGUGAAAAUAGCUCAGGAAAUCACUAUUUUUGUGAGGAAUUUUAACGUUAUAGACAACGAGCGCAUUCUUAACCAGUUCUCUCACAGAUUGGAGCCCAAAAAAAACUAAGUAAUCCUUGUUGAUCAUUUAACGAUGCCUUCAACAAAUUCCUCGACCAAUCAAGUUUGACAGCGGUAUGUGUGGACAGUGGUUCAUCAGCUUGGUGACAACAAUUCGAUAUAGUUUGUCCUUACGUGUCAACAGAGAGAGCAAUGUGGCAAAUUUAUGCAAUUGACUGUCUUUUCUGGUAAAUUUCACAUUUUCUUUUUAAACUCCUUUUUUUAAUAUUGGUGUUAAGGGUCGCGUACAGAUAAUUCAAACACUGAUAGAUAAAUUUCUGACGCCCUUUCGAAUUGAAAAUGAUCAGAACAUUUUAAAAGUUUCAUGAUAUUUUAACCUCAGAAAUAAAUAAAUUUAU